AUAUUUUUAAACACACUUCAUUCAUAUGUAAUUUCAACUAGCUCGUUUCAAAGAUAAGAAUUUUAAAAUCAACUACAGCCCACGAAGCAGGGGGGUAUCAUUAUUCCACCAAGAACUCGUGAGUCACAAAAAACAAAAUUUUACGCAGCGUUGUUGUUGUAGCCUAAUAAAGUGAUCUGUGUUGAUAAAUUUACAUCUCAUCAAAAUUAAAAAUGGAGGAUCUCCCGCCAGAACAAAUUUCAGUAUUACGCAAAGCAUUCGAUGCUUUCGACAGAGAACGGUCAGGAAGUAUUCCAACUGACAUGGUAGCUGAUAUUUUACGUUUAAUGGGUCAACCUUUCAAUAAGAAAAUUCUUGAUGAACUUAUUGAAGAAGUAGAUGCCGACAAAUCUGGAAGAUUGGAAUUUGACGAAUUCGUAACUUUGGCCGCCAAAUUCAUUGUAGAAGAAGAUGAUGAAGCUAUGCAAAAAGAAUUACGAGAAGCGUUCAGAUUGUAUGACAAAGAAGGUAACGGAUACAUUCCAACCACGUGUUUAAAAGAAAUUUUAAGGGAGUUGGACGAUCAAUUAACAAAUGAAGAAUUAGACAUGAUGAUCGAUGAAAUUGAUUCCGAUGGAUCAGGAACUGUUGAUUUUGAUGAAUUCAUGGAAAUGAUGACUGGAGAGUAAAAUUUAAAUUUUCUUACAACGUUUCGAAUUUUCAAGACAGAUCUGUGGAAUAUGUAUGAACCAUCUAUAUUCUUUAUGUAUAGAGCGUGUGGGCAAAGUUAUUUCAUAAUAUUUUUGCAUAAUAUCUUGUUUCAGUAUUUUGGUUACCCGCUAAUUUUCUGUAUUUAUUCGUUUCACAAUAUACAUUCAAAAUAAGUUCUUA
This is a messenger RNA of Planococcus citri (citrus mealybug), 870 nucleotides long. Its product is annotated as troponin C, isoallergen Bla g 6.0301. Gene Ontology annotation, cellular component: myosin II complex. NCBI's taxonomy places the organism in Eukaryota, Metazoa, Arthropoda, Insecta, Hemiptera, Pseudococcidae. The record is from RefSeq and is a predicted model, not a curated record. The coding region runs from base 213 to 668 and encodes 151 amino acids. Gene Ontology annotation, molecular function: calcium ion binding. The transcript has 6 exons.